Molecule: messenger RNA, 223 nt
Organism: Didymodactylos carnosus
Lineage: Eukaryota; Metazoa; Rotifera; Eurotatoria; Philodinida; Philodinidae
Source: the annotation of a GenBank genome assembly
AUGUCUGAGUCCGCAAAAUCUAAAGCUGCUGCUAAGACUCUUGAAGCUGAAGAGGAAGUUCAAAAAGUAUUAAAUAGUUUUUCUCAACAACAACUGCUUCCUAUCUGCAGUAAAUCAGAGCAAAACCGCUGUGAAGCCUGGUCUAACUCAGAUAUAUCCACAUCCGCACCUGCGGCAUUCACUGCUUCAACAGUUGCCACCGUCAUUCCUGCUGCCGUAGCAU